This is a messenger RNA of Elephantulus edwardii (Cape elephant shrew), 810 nucleotides long. RefSeq names its product transmembrane protein 154 (gene TMEM154). The transcript is spliced from 8 exons. Bases 1 to 810 code for a protein of 269 amino acids. The record is from RefSeq and is a predicted model, not a curated record. Lineage: Eukaryota; Metazoa; Chordata; Mammalia; Macroscelidea; Macroscelididae.
AUGACGGCUGUGCGUGCGGCGCUCGCCUUUGCUCUGACCCUCUCGCUGGUCCACGCCAACCAGGAUUAUUUUGAGGACUCAGAACUGUCAGCAGAUGGACCAAGGGCAGAAGAUAAAGAAGUUGAACAGAGUGUUUCAAAUGUAUUUACUGCAGUGAACAUAGAAACCUUCCCUGCAGUGACCACAGAAACAUUCACUGCAGAUACGAAUUCUACCCUUAUUGCUUAUGAGGAGUCAAGCCAGUUAGAAUUUGUAUCAAUGGUAAUGAUCCCAUUGAUUUUAUUGGGCCUUCUACUUUUAUCAGUAGUAUUCAUUGGAAUAUACUACAAAAGAAAGAGAGCAAAGCAAGAGCCUUCUAGUCAAGGAUCUCAGAGCGCUCUACAGACAUGUGAUCUGGGAAGUGAAAACUUGAAAGUCCCUAUUUUUGAGGAGGACACACCCUCUGUUAUGGAAAUAGAAAUGGAAGAGCUUGACAAAUGGAUGAACAGCAUGAAUAGGAAUGGUGACCAUGAAUGUUUACCUACACUAAAGGAAGAAAAAGAAUCAAACCACAAUGCAAGAAAGCGUACUUCCGCGUCCUCCUACUCAAUGACCGCUUCUGGAGUUCGUUCACAGAGUUUAGAGCUCCUUACUACCAGAAAGACACCCCCCAACAUGGACUAUUAUACACAGAGUCCCCAGGCUUCUAGGAAAAAGGAGGUUCUGGAUACACAAUGCUCCCUUAUUAUCUACUUCCUCCUCAACCCUCCUUUCAAAAUACCAUUAGAAAGUGAUAAGAAAGAGAUAGAUCCCUGUAUCAAGGAGCUGUGA